AUGGCCGCUGGUGAUGGCUCGUCUGAGCCGGGCAAAGAGGAGCAGCCUCAAAAUGAGACCACAACUCCUGGAAAGCCAACAGAAGCAGAGUCGACGGCAGACGAGUCUGAAGACGACGAGGAAGACGAAGAAGAGGAAGAGCCACAGCUGAAAUAUGCCACCCUGACGAAGGCUGUGAGCUCAAUAUAUCGCAACGGUGACGCGACGAGCACUUUCCUGGUAGCAGGGGACAAAUUGGCAAGACUCCUUCAGAUCGUUGGGACUCAUAAUGGAAACAUCCACGUUUUCGCCCUUCCCUCCUUCAGUCCGUUGAGAGUAUAUCAUGCGCAUACCGCCAGCGUAUCUGCGAUAUCAAUAUCCCCACCUAUUCCUGCUAUCUCGAUCCUUCGGCCGGAACCUCCUCCCAAGCCAACAGCUGAGCAUCCACUAUCAAGAAGCAGAUCUCCCACAGGCUCUCCAGCGGCGAAAGGCAAACAGCAACCGCGGCAAUUACCUCCCGUGCCGAACACUCCUUCGAAUCAGAUCUACAUAGCCACAUCCUCCAUAGACGGGAAUGUCUGUAUCGCUUCGCUAGUGGAUGCUCGAGAUGUGCAACUACGCAACUUUGGCCGACCAGUGCAGAGCGUCGCACUUUCACCCGAGUAUAAGUCAGACCGAAGCUACUUGUCUGGCGGCCAAGCUGAUAGUUUGGUAUUGACAACUGGAGGACAGGCUGGCAAAAGUGCGAAUGCAACUACAACUGGUGCCGCAGCGGCGGCCUCAAGUUGGUUGGGCUCACUUGGACUAACUGCCAAUACCGGUACAGACAAAGUCCUGCACAGUGGGGAAGGGAUCAUUAGCACAGUCAAGUGGUCGCUUUCGGGGAAAUAUGUUCUCUGGGUCAAUGAGCAUGGCAUCAAGAUCAAAAGGUCACAUCUGAAGCUAGAGGCUAGUGAAUCAGGCACUGAAUGGAAGACGAUAAGCCACAUUGACAGGCCAACCCGGGCAGGAUGGGAAGACAUGGCUGGGGUUUGGAAAGCUCGUGCUGAAUGGAUAGACAGAGAUAACUUGGAGACUGUUGAUGAAUCACCGACACCCGCAGCCAAUGGAACCCCAUCGAAGCCAGACCUUAACAAGGUCAAAGUUGAGGAGGCUCUCGUUGGCUGGGGAGACUCGGCGUGGAUAAUCAAGGUUUAUCCAGGCACUGCUGAAGACUCGGAACACAAAACUGGACGCGCAGAGGUCGCUACGAUGCAAUAUACGAUUUGA
This is a messenger RNA of Exophiala spinifera, 1248 nucleotides long. RefSeq lists its product as uncharacterized. NCBI's taxonomy places the organism in Eukaryota, Fungi, Ascomycota, Eurotiomycetes, Chaetothyriales, Herpotrichiellaceae. The record is from RefSeq and is a predicted model, not a curated record. Gene Ontology annotation, biological process: cellular response to starvation; macroautophagy; endosomal vesicle fusion. Gene Ontology annotation, cellular component: HOPS complex; late endosome. Gene Ontology annotation, molecular function: protein binding. The transcript has 4 exons. Bases 1 to 1248 code for a protein of 415 amino acids.